GGGGUCUUUCCUUAGAGUGCCUUCGCGGAGGCUGUGAGAUCAGAGGAAACGGCCUGGAAGAGCUGGGGCUUGGGCGAGACCUAGGAGCUGUCACCGGAGAGCGCCAGGCUCGCGUUCCUGGCCAGAUUCCGAGCUGGCAACUCUGGCUGAUUUAGCUCGUGGGCAAAGGGCAGUCUCUGAGCUCCUGGCAUUCCUGAAGCAGUGUCUUUUGUAGUAGCACCUGAAAUGCGGAGCCCGGUGCCCUAAGCGAUUAGCGGCAACACCAGCCACAGCGACAGCGCUGGGGCCCUGUGUAGAAGCUCCAUCCCCUUGUCUUUGUGUCAGCCUGCGUCCCCAAACCCAGAGGCAGAUUACCUUGGAAGAUCUAAGACUCUGAAAAUGUUUCCCUUGAAGGAUGCUGAAAUGGGUGCCUUUACCUUCUUUGCCUCAGCUCUGCCACAUGAUGUUUGCGGAAGCAACGGGCUUCCUCUCACACCAAAUUCCAUCAAAAUUUUAGGGCGCUUUCAAAUCCUUAAGACCAUCACCCACCCCAGACUGUGCCAGUAUGUGGAUAUUUCUAGGGGAAAGCAUGAGAGAUUGGUGGUGGUGGCUGAGCACUGUGAGCAGAGUCUAGAAGACUUGCUUCGAGAAAGGAAGCCUGUGAGCUAUCCAAAAGUUUUGUGCAUAGCGUUUGAGGUACUUCAGGGCUUACAGUAUAUGAACAAGCAUGGUAUAGUACACCGGGCACUGUCUCCUCAUAAUAUCCUUUUGGAUCGAAAGGGACAUGUUAAAUUGGCUAAAUUUGGACUUUAUCACAUGACAGCUUAUGGUGAUGAUGUAGAUUUUCCAAUUGGGUAUCCAUCAUACUUGGCACCUGAGGUAAUUGCACAAGGAAUUUUCAAAACCAGUGAUCAUGUGCCAAGUGAAAAACCAUUGCCUUCUGGCCCCAAAUCAGAUGUCUGGUCUCUUGGAAUCAUUUUAUUUGAGCUUUGUGUGGGAAGAAAAUUAUUUCAGAGUUUGGAUAUUUCUGAAAGACUAAAAUUUUUGCUUACAUUGGACUGUGUGGAUGAUACUAUAAUAGUUCUGGCUGAAGAGCAUGGUUGUCUGGACAUUAUAAAGGAGCUUCCUGAAAAUGUGACACAUCUUUUGAAGAAGUGCCUCACCUUCCAUCCUUCCAAGAGGCCAACCCCAGACGAAUUAAUGCAGGACAAGGUGUUCAGUGAAGUGUCGCCCUUAUAUACUCCCUUUACGAAACCUGCCAGCCUGUUUUCAUCUUCUCUGAGGUGUGCUGAUUUAACUCUGCCUGAGGACAUAAGUCAGUUGUGUAAAGAUAUAAACAGUGAUUACUUGGCAGAAAGAUCUAUUGAAGAAGUAUAUUACCUUUGGUGCUUAGCUGGAGGUGACUUGGAAAAAGAGCUUGUGAACAAGGAAAUCAUUCGAUCCAAACCACCUAUUUGCACACUCCCCAAUUUUCUCUUUGAAGAUGGGGAAAGCUUUGGACAAGGUCGAGAUAGAAGUUCACUAUUAGAUGAUACCACCGUGACGUUGUCAUUAUGCCAGCUAAGAAAUAGAUUAAAAGAUGUUGGUGGAGAAGCAUUUUACCCACUACUUGAAGAUGACCAGUCUAAUUUACCUCAUUCAAACAGCAAUAAUGAGCUGUCUGCAGCUGCUACUCUCCCUUUAAUCAUCCGAGAGAGGGACACAGAGUACCAACUAAACAGAAUCAUUCUCUUUGACAGGCUGCUAAAGGCUUAUCCUUAUAAAAAAAAUCAAAUCUGGAAAGAAGCAAGAGUUGACAUUCCUCCUCUUAUGAGAGGUUUAACCUGGGCUGCUCUUCUGGGAGUUGAGGGGGCUAUUCAUGCCAAAUAUGAUGCGAUUGACAAAGAUACUCCAAUUCCUACAGAUAGACAAAUUGAAGUGGAUAUUCCUCGUUGUCAUCAGUAUGAUGAACUGCUAUCAUCACCAGAAGGUCAUGCAAAAUUUAGACGUGUAUUGAAAGCCUGGGUGGUGUCCCAUCCAGAUCUUGUGUAUUGGCAAGGUCUUGACUCACUUUGUGCUCCAUUCCUAUAUUUAAAUUUCAAUAAUGAAGCCUUGGCUUAUGCAUGUAUGUCUGCUUUUAUCCCCAAAUACCUGUAUAACUUCUUCUUGAAAGACAACUCACAUGUAAUACAAGAGUACCUGACUGUGUUCUCUCAGAUGAUUGCCUUCCAUGAUCCAGAACUAAGCAAUCACCUCAAUGAGAUUGGAUUUAUUCCAGAUCUUUAUGCCAUCCCUUGGUUUCUCACCAUGUUUACUCAUGUAUUUCCACUGCACAAAAUUUUCCACCUCUGGGAUACUUUACUACUUGGGAAUUCCUCCUUUCCGUUCUGUAUUGGUGUAGCGAUUCUUCAGCAGCUGCGUGACCGGCUUUUGGCUAAUGGCUUUAAUGAGUGUAUUCUUCUCUUCUCUGAUUUACCAGAAAUUGACAUUGAACGCUGUGUGCGAGAAUCAAUCAACCUGUUUUGUUGGACUCCUAAAAGUGCUACUUACAGACAGCAUGCUCAACCUCCAAAGUCAGCUUCUGAUAGCAGCGGAGUCAGAAGUUCAACACCUUAUUUCUCCACUGAGUGUCCAGAUCCUCCCAAAACAGAUCUGUCAAGAGAAUCCAUUCCAUUAAAUGACCUAAAGUCAGAAGUAUCACCCCGGAUUUCAGCAGAAGACCUGAUUGAUUUGUGUGAGCUUACAGUGACAGGCCACUUCAAAACACCCACCAAGAAGACCAAGUCCAGUAAACCAAAGCUCCUGGUAGUUGACAUCCGAAAUAGUGAAGAUUUUAUUCGAGGUCAUAUUUCUGGCAGCAUCAACAUUCCAUUCAUCACUGCAUUCACUGCAGAAGGGGAGCUUACCCAGGGCCCUUACACUGCCAUGCUCCAGAGCUUCAGAGGGAAGGUCAUUGUCAUUGUGGGGCAUGUGGCAAAGCACACAGCAGAGUUUGCAGCUCAUCUUGUGAAGAUGAAAUAUCCAAGAAUCUGUAUUCUAGAUGGUGGUAUUAAUAAGAUCAAGCCAACAGGCCUCCUCACUGUCCCAUCUCCUCAGAUAUGAAGGACAAGAGUAUGGCUGACAAAAGGACAAAGUGGCAUCACCCCGGCAGCACAGCUCUUCACAGCCUUGCCACUCUAAGACAAAACUAGACUUCCAGGUUGUUGCAUUUCCAUAAAGUUUUGUCAUGAGACUUUUUUUUUAAUCUCAUGACCCAAAUGUUCAGCUAUCCAGGCAACAAACUUGACAGCACAUGUAUUGCUGAAAGAAUUUUCUUAACAGUGAAAUCCGAUCAUGUAUUUUCACCACACCAACACAAAGCCAGAAGAAUUCAGCUGACGAGGUAGAUUUAGCAUUAUCAAGAAAUCUCAGUUGCACUGAAAAAGCUGUUUUCCAUUGCACUGAACAGAGAGUCUCAACAAAGGUAUUCCUUACAAAUAUAUACUGAAUGCGGGCUGAGAUCAUCCUUCCAUGAUAAUGAAAAGUGAAAAGCUAUUCACAAUACAUUCCUUCUGAGUAAAUGCCACAUUGACAACUCCUUUUUGACUCAGACACGUGUGUGUGUGUGCGCGCGCAUGUGUGUUUAAAGGGAGAAGAAUUUAGCUCAUUGGAGAAAGUAAUAAUACUUUACCUCCAGAAAAAUGAAAGAAACCGUUCAUAUUAUAAGUUAUGUAUUCAUUUCCUAUAGCCAAGAAACCCAGAAUAAGAGUGACUUCAACUAGAUGUUUAUGUCUUUCUCACAUAAAUGUCUGCAUAGUCACUAUGGGGCUAGUAUGUUGGUUUCAUAAUGAUUGAGAACUCAGGUGUCUUUUCUUAUUCCUUUUCCUCCUCAACACCUGGUUUCUAGCUCAUGGAGCAAGAUGACCACUCUCCUCCCACCAUUAUAUCUCCAAUUUAGAAGGAAGGGGAUAAAGGAGGAGAGGGGGAAGAAGAGAAAAGGAGAAAAGAGAGAGGAAGGAAGGAGAAAAGAAGGAGAGAAGGGAGGGCAUGCUCCUUCUCUUUAAGGGCACAAACCGUAAGAUGCACAUAUUGCUUCUGCCACAUACCAUUGGCCAGAACUUAGACAUGUGGCCACAACUAGCUCUCAGGGAAACCUGGAGUACAGUUUUGGCCGCGCAACCAUCUACCCAGUAAAAACUGUUCUUACUGUGUGGGAAGAGGGGAACACACUGAAGGACAGCUGGCAGCCUCUGUCACAUUCUGAUAAACAUUAAGUAUUGGAGUUCCCUGGUGGCCUAGUGGUUAAGGACUGGGUGUUGUCACUGCUGUGGAUUGAGUUACUGCUGUGGCUCAAGUUUGAUCCCUGGCCCAGGAACUCCUGCAUGCCUCAGGCACAGCCAAAAAAAAAAUAAUAAUAAUUUUAAAAAAUUUUAAGUAAGUGUUUCAUUGAAUCUAAGAUACAUUACAGUUUUAGGUGCCAUGAAGAAAAAAAUGCAGUGAAAUAAACUGUGACAUACUGUCAAUUAUAUGAUUAAUUUCCAUUUCAGAAAUGUGAAAAAUAUGCAUUUUAGAAUUAUUAAGAUACAAUAUAUCUUUUUGACUAUCUUCAGUUUUGUUUUAACUAAAACAUAUUCUUUCAUCUUUAACUUAUAUUCCUUUUCAGUGUUAGGGCUGCCUUUGUAGAUCAUUUCAAUGACAGCCUCAAUUUAACUUUCUGGACUCUGGUUUUAUUAUUGCUGGUUGUAGGGGGGCAUCUUUUUAUUGAGAUAUAAUUUACGUACCAUAAAAUUCACCCCUUUAAAAUGUGCAUUUCAUGUUUUUUAGUAGAUUCACAAAAUUGUGCAAUCAUUCCUAACUUCCAAACAUUUUCAAAGCCCAAAAAAGAAAUCCUGUACCAAUUAUCAGUAUUCCCACUGAUUCUUCCCAAGAUCUUUAAUUUCUGAAUACGGAGUGACAUAAAUAUCCAGCUUCUUUCUUGCAUGUGGAUAUCAAGUUGUCCCAGUGGCCAUGUUAUUUUGUUUGUUUUGUUCAAUGAAAUUACAUUGAGUCAAUUACCAAAUACAUUUUGGAUACCUACUGUGUAUAAGACACUGACAUACUCAAUGGUCAUAUUAUUCUGUGAUUUUUAUGUAAUAUACAAAGAAAAAUGUGAAAAUUAAUGAGAAAAGAAAAUUUACCAUGAUUUCUCUAGCAUCAUUUUUGGGCUAUUAUCUACCCAGGUUAGGAAAAUAAGUACUCCCAUCUUUUCCUUCAGUCUUUGAUGACUUAUUUGACCCCAUAAUCAUAGUGCAGCACUGAUGAUCACUUGGAAGGAAUGGUUCUGAGUCUUAAUUUUGCCUUACUGAGAAAGCAGAGAAAGCUGGGGUGGCAAGGUGGUGGCAAAGAUUUGAACUGGAUGGGGAGGAAGGUAGCGAGAGAGGUUAAAGACCUGAGGGUUGUGAGGAGAGCUGGUGAGAAGACAGUGGUAGGCAGCCUCCAUCACAAUUUUGCAUUUGGUCUUUCUUAAAACUUGAUACUUUUAGGCUUUUUUUGAAAAAAAAAAUGGAAGAUUUUUAAGCAUUUAAAUUAUUAAUAAUAUUUACUCUUCUCAAUAGUAAAACAAGAAAGAGCAUACAAUCACUGCCAUGUUUAUGAUGUAGGGCGUGUUCUUUGAUGACAGAUGGUUUCAGUAAUGUUGACCUCAACAACUACUCGUUCAAUUAAACCUAUAUAACCCAUGA
Molecule: messenger RNA, 5657 nt
Organism: Phacochoerus africanus (Common warthog)
Lineage: Eukaryota; Metazoa; Chordata; Mammalia; Artiodactyla; Suidae
Gene: TBCK
Product: TBC1 domain containing kinase
Exons: 26
Coding region: 379-3060 (893 amino acids)
Biological process (GO): protein phosphorylation
Molecular function (GO): ATP binding; protein kinase activity
Source: RefSeq, a predicted model, not a curated record